GGCCGCGUCUACCCCGGCGACUGCCCGGCACCUGGCAGACGCGCGGCGGCGGGGGAGGCAGGAGGCGACCCUCGGGCGGCGGCGGGGGAGGGGCGCGGGCGCACAGAUGGGAGCAACUGAGAAGGGCGGCAAGAAGAGCCGGAGGCUGUUUUCUUCUCUGCGGCCGUGGAAGGCCACCCGGCGGCUGUGGAGGACGCGCUCGGCUUCCAAGGCAGCUCAGGGUGCCUCGUCUCCAGACAUGGAGCCCAGCUAUGGGGGAGGUCUCUUUGACAUGGUGAAAGGAGGUGCAGGGAGACUCUUCAGUAACCUAAAGGAUAACUUGAAAGACACCCUCAAAGACACAUCUUCGAGAGUUAUACAAUCUGUUACCAGCUACACGAAGGGAGAUUUAGACUUCACUUAUGUUACCUCCAGAAUUAUUGUGAUGUCCUUUCCUCUGGACAAUGUUGACAUAGGAUUCAGGAAUCAGGUUGAUGAUAUUCGAAGCUUUUUGGAUUCCAGACAUCUCGACCACUACACGGUGUACAAUCUAUCACCUAAGUCUUAUCGAACUGCCAAGUUUCAUAGCAGGGUCUCAGAAUGCAGUUGGCCCAUUAGGCAGGCCCCCAGUCUGCACAACCUCUUCGCUGUGUGUCGGAAUAUGUACAACUGGCUCCUACAGAAUCCUAAAAACGUCUGUGUUGUCCACUGCUUGGAUGGACGGGCAGCAUCGUCAAUUCUGGUUGGUGCUAUGUUCAUUUUCUGUAAUCUCUACUCUACUCCUGGCCCAGCUGUUCGAUUGUUAUAUGCGAAGCGACCAGGAAUCGGACUUUCGCCAUCCCACAGGAGAUACCUGGGCUACAUGUGCGACCUCCUAGCAGACAAACCUUACCACCCUCACUUCAAGCCUCUUACAAUUAAAUCAAUCACUGUCAGUCCAGUCCCUUUUUUUAACAAGCAGAGAAAUGGAUGUCGCCCUUACUGUGAUGUACUGAUUGGAGAAACCAAAAUAUAUACGACCUGUGCAGAUUUUGAACGAAUGAAAGAAUACCGUGUACAAGAUGGGAAAAUAUUCAUUCCAUUGAGCAUCACUGUACAAGGAGAUGUGGUUGUUUCUAUGUAUCACUUGAGGUCAACCAUUGGGAGCCGGCUACAGGCCAAGGUGACCAAUACUCAGAUAUUCCAGCUUCAGUUUCAUACUGGAUUUAUACCACUGGAAACAACAGUUUUAAAGUUUACCAAGCCUGAGUUGGAUGCAUGCGAUGUACCAGAAAAAUAUCCUCAGCUAUUUCAGGUGACUCUGGAUGUAGAACUGCAGCCCCACGACAAAGUGAUAGACUUAACCCCACCGUGGGAACAUUACUGCACAAAAGAUGUCAAUCCCAGCAUCCUCUUCUCUUCUCACCAGGAACAUCAAGAUACUCUGGUCUUAGGAGGACAGGCUCCUAUAGAUAUCCCUCCGGACAACCCCAGGCAUUUUGGUCAAGGGGGCUUCUUUUCCUCUCUCUGUUGGCAAGAUCAGAAAUCGGAAAAAUCAUUCUGUGAGGAGGACCACGCAGCCCUAGUGAAUCAGGAAAGUGAGCAAUCAGACGAUGAACUCCUGACCCUUUCCAGUCCACACGGCAAUGCCAAUGGUGACAAACAUCAUGGAGCCAGGAAGCCCAGCAAAAAGCAGCAGGAGCCAGCUGCCCCUCCACCCCCCGAAGACGUGGACCUUCUGGGCUUAGAAGGGUCUGCAGUGAGUAAGAAUUUCUCCCCGCCGGUGGCUCCUCCCACCAAUUCUGAACUUCUCAGUGACCUGUUUGGGGGUGCAGGUGUGGCUGGCCCUACCCAGGCUGGACAGUCUGGGGUGGACGAUGUGUUUCAUCCGACUGGACCUGCAUCUUCCCAAUCAACACCACGCCGAUCUGCCACCUCCACCUCUGCGUCUCCAACCCUAAGAGGAGGAGAAGGUGCCACCUUUGACCCAUUUGGAGCACCUUCUAAACCAUCAGGUCAAGAUUUGCUGGGUUCUUUUCUGAACACAUCCAGUGCUUCCAGUGACCCCUUUCUUCAGCCUACAAGAAGUCCUUCACCUACAGUGCAUGCAUCUAGUACACCUGCUGUGAACAUUCAGCCAGAUGUUUCAGGAGGUUGGGACUGGCAUGCUAAACCAGGAGGGUUUGGAAUGGGAAGCAAGUCAGCUGCCACCAGCCCAACAGGAUCGUCUCAUGGCACUCCCACUCAUCAGAACAAACCCCAGACUCUGGAUCCUUUUGCUGACCUUGGGACACUAGGUACAACUUUAACAGGUAGUUCUUCAUUUGCCAGCAAACCCACCACGCCAACCGGAUUGGGUGGAGGAUUUCCACCUCUCAGCUCGCCACAGAAAGCUUCUCCCCAGCCUAUGGGUGGAGGGUGGCAGCAGGGGGGUGGCUACAACUGGCAGCAGACACAGCCUAAGCCACAGCCCAGCAUGCCACACUCCUCUCCUCAAAACCGACCCAACUACAACGUGAGCUUCUCAGCCAUGCCUGGGAGCCAGAAUGAACGGGGGAAAGGAUCAACUAAUUUGGAAGGGAAGCAAAAAGCAGCUGAUUUUGAAGACCUACUUUCUGGUCAAGGUUUCAAUGCUCACAAAGAUAAAAAGGGGCCUCGAACAAUAGCUGAGAUGAGAAAGGAAGAAAUGGCUAAGGAAAUGGACCCUGAGAAAUUAAAGAUUCUGGAAUGGAUUGAAGGCAAAGAGAGAAAUAUCAGAGCACUUCUCUCUACCAUGCACACUGUGCUGUGGGCUGGGGAGACCAAGUGGAAACCAGUUGGCAUGGCAGACCUGGUAACGCCAGAGCAGGUGAAGAAGGUGUACAGGAGAGCUGUGCUGGUGGUGCAUCCAGAUAAAGCUACUGGGCAACCCUAUGAACAGUAUGCAAAGAUGAUUUUCAUGGAGCUCAAUGAUGCCUGGUCUGAAUUUGAAAAUCAAGGCCAAAAGCCCUUGUAUUAAUUUAUGAGCUUUUCCAUCUCAGCUGCAGACCUGUGUUAAUGCUUAGUGUGUGUCACAAUUCUGAGGUUUUCAAAGAUGAACCAAAAACUCCAGUAACAUGUAUCUUGUACUAAAUUGUUAAACUACUUGUGAACUAAUUCCUCACUGAUAAGGAAUGUAGAUGUUUGUUUUCUCAAGUCUGCCCCCCCACCCCCGACCCCCUAAAAAGUUGCAAAGCAAGGGAGGAACUUCUAGUCAGAAGACCCUGCAGAAUUACAACAUUCCAGCCUGUCCUUUGGGGAGACAACUCAGCACAUCAUGAGGAAAUAGAAAAUAGGGGCCACUGAAAGCAUGACACCCAUCUCAUUGUCUGGAAAUACGAUUAAUGAGCAGAAGUUAUAAUAAUAGGAUGACAUGAUGGAUUUUAAUGGUUUUUAGAUUUUUUUGGAAAGCUGUAAUUUGAGAAGAAAUAUAGACACUAGUAUUUUUUUUUAAUGGAAAUUUACUAUGGUCUUUAGCAUGGCAUUGUAUACUUCUUUUGAUCAAGAGGACUAACAGAUGCAAAAGAGCUCGACUUGUGGGAAGUGUGCAAUCUAGUUAUUACUACCAACUCUUCCUGGAUAAGCUAAAAAUUAGUGAAAAUGUUGGCUAAAGAAAAUAGGGAUGCUUGAGAUCUAGAAAUCUUUAUUCCUGGUCAGAAAGUUGGGUUGCUACCUUCCUUUCCCUUUAGAAAACUGUGGUUGCUUAAUGAAAAAGUCUUAAUACCAUUAACAACAACUCAGUCUGAUUUGAAAGAAACUUCUAAAUUUGCCAUAAGGCUUAAUGCUCUUCCUUUUGCUUAGCCACGAAAAUGUUCUUAGCUUGUUAUAAAGCAGUUUGGCGCAUUCAGGACUGAUAUCUAGUAUGGACUCAGUGUCCUGUAGGUUUGCGAAUAGUUGUGGUAAGAGAAUAGAAGACGGCACUUAACACAAGUAACCAGACAGGUACAGUUGUGUUGAGAGAGCUGUGCUUACCUUCAGACCAAGUUAGAUGGCUUAUCGGAAUUUCCAUGUUCCACUCCCCACCUGUUGAAACUGGACCCUUUGGAUUAUUGCCAUGGGUUUAUUAUUUUUAAAGUCAUUGGGGAUUCACAGGAACAACCUUCACAUAGAGACAUCUAUGAAAGCAAAGCAAGAGUGAAACCUUUGCAGACUUCACACUGGUUGGAUUUUAGUUCAGUGUUUCGGCUGUUUCUGAUUCAUAGGGGUAAAUAGUUGUUAUCCUGUGGCUUUAGUAUAUCUCUUUUGGUGUGCACACACACAGUGUGCAUAGUAUAUAUAUGCAAAGAAGAUGGGCAAAAAGAUUUCCACGCUAAUUUUAAAAGAUUCAUGCUCAGUAUUGUGAAGAACUUUCAAAAAUUGUUUUUCAAAGACAAUCAUUUUUUUGUUUCUAUUUUAAUUUUCUUGUGGCAAACCGUACUGGAAAGGCAGCAUGUCAAAAAUGCUUUAUGUUCUUUAGGGAACUCUCUCUCUCUCUCUCUUUUUUUUUUUGGUUACAAGGGUUCAUUUUUUAUUUUAUCUUUUACUGACAAUGUAAAACUCGCAAAAAAAAUGUUCUUUUUAAAUAUACAGCUGUAAACUGUUCGAGGUAACCAUAACAAACUAGAUGUUAUUUAUUAACGUAUUAUAAAAUGUUUGAUCCAGUAUGUGCUUGUCUUAUUUAAAAUUGGAAUGUGAGAUAUGUUGCUUUGACCUGUUUUUUUCCUCAUUCACAUUUGUAGAUAUUGUGUGAACUACAGUAUAUAAUGAUAAUAAUUAAAAGGAUAUUAUGUGAAUGUCGUGUACAUUUUGAAAUGAUAGAACUAUAUUAGCUUUGUAUCAUGUUUGGAUAAUUCAUCAAUUUCACGGUUUAAAACAUCAUUAAACAUUAUGUAAUUAGCAAUGAGAAAGAAUCUUACUUAACUUAAAUUUGGGUCUCCCCAUCUCUUUUCCAGAUACACUAUAACUCUGGACCCCUGUCUAUUUCAAAACCCUUAACAUAUGCAGACCAACAGGUUGUUGCAUUCCUUUUAAAUAUCUGGUUGUGACAGAGCUUCUUGUUGAUCAGAUUCACCAUUUCAUUCAUAUUUAUUGUAAUAUAUUUUUGUUUUGUAAAUAUGUUACACACAACAAAAUGUGAUUGGUCUAAAAUAUUUGUAAUGAAUAUUAAAAGGCUCAAAAAUA
Pteropus alecto (black flying fox) is the source of this 5136-nucleotide messenger RNA. It is a transcript of the gene DNAJC6, whose product is annotated as DnaJ heat shock protein family (Hsp40) member C6. NCBI's taxonomy places the organism in Eukaryota, Metazoa, Chordata, Mammalia, Chiroptera, Pteropodidae. The transcript has 19 exons. The record is from RefSeq and is a predicted model, not a curated record. Gene Ontology annotation, molecular function: clathrin binding; phosphatase activity. Gene Ontology annotation, biological process: dephosphorylation; synaptic vesicle uncoating; clathrin-dependent endocytosis. The coding region runs from base 107 to 2956 and encodes 949 amino acids. Gene Ontology annotation, cellular component: cytoplasm; intracellular membrane-bounded organelle; postsynaptic density.